Molecule: messenger RNA, 4751 nt
Organism: Acanthaster planci (crown-of-thorns starfish)
Lineage: Eukaryota; Metazoa; Echinodermata; Asteroidea; Valvatida; Acanthasteridae
Gene: nprl2
Product: NPR2 like, GATOR1 complex subunit
Biological process (GO): positive regulation of autophagy; negative regulation of TORC1 signaling; cellular response to amino acid starvation
Cellular component (GO): GATOR1 complex; vacuolar membrane
Molecular function (GO): GTPase activator activity
Source: RefSeq, a predicted model, not a curated record
ACAUGUAUAUUCAACCCAGCAGUGGUCCAUCAUAAUGUGGAUGUAUCAGCAGCGUGUUCUAACUGGUCUUUACCAUAACGUUUAGCAUGGUUAGGGCCUAAAUUUAAGUUGCAUCGGUAAUUAGUGUGUGGCGAUGGCUACCGGAAAGUUAGAGUGCAUUUUCUUCAGUGAAUUUCAUCCCACAGCAGGCCACAAGAUUACGUACCAAGUGGUGAGGUGUGAAAAUGAUGCAAUCCCAGUAUCCAGCGUGAGGGUACUCAAUCAGAUCGCACAGUGCUGGAUGAUCAGCAAGGUGCCUGAGGAGUAUGUGUCCCGUGAGCUUUUUGACACAUUACACGUCUACAUCAUCACAAAGCCGGAAUUACAAAACAGACUCAUCACAAUAAAUGCUCUUGGUCACAAGAUCAUUGGUUGCCCCGUCAGCAUCCAAAAUGUCAAAUACUCCCGCAAUGCAUUGUUGUUCAACUUGUGCUUUGUCUGUAAUGCGUCAAUGGACACGGCACCGUAUGAACCACUGGUGAAGAAACUCGCAAACUAUCUCUUGACAUUAGAGUUGGAGAGUGGCUUUUUGUCCAAUGAAAAGAGCAAAGAACGCCUUCCCAGCAUCCUUGCAGAUCUUCUUUCACAGCUCAACAGUAAUGGGAAAUGCUCUAUUCCUAUCAAUGAAUCUAACACCAUCCACUUGAAGAUUGUACCCCCAACCAAAGAUCCGCCGGCAGUGCUGGAGCACCAUGUGCCCAUGUUCCUGACGGACAAGAACGCCUUCGAUUCUAGCCAAUGGGACCUCACUUCACAACAGAUCCUACCGUACAUUGAUGGUGUCAAUCACGUUCAGAGAAUUGCCACUGAGGCUGACGUAGACAUCAACCUGGUCAAGAUAUGUCUACAAAACAUGCUGUACUACGGAGUGAUCACGAUUGUUCCCAUAUUCCAGUAUUCAAAUGUGUACAUCACACAGCCAGAUAUCAACAGAUUGGUGGAAGAUGAAGCACUACGGGAGGAGUGCAUCAAGUAUGUUACAAGAAAUGAAAUGGCCAGCCCUGCUACACUUCGGUCCAUUAUACACCUUUACGGUAGCCUUAGGUCGGACAUAAGCGUCAAAGAUCUGUGCCUUCGGUUUGACCCGAGGUCUCUGAACAUCGAUGAGAGACAUCUGAUACAGUUUGGUGUUAUCCGUGGACUCAUCAAAAGACUCCAUCAGUAUCCAGUCAGGGUACUUGAUGGGGGAGAACAGCACCGGACUCACCAACAGCCACUGGACAGAUAUAUGAACGGUCACUUCAACUUUGAUGAAAUUUGCUGCAAGACGGGCCAAAGUCACCAAGAGUUGGAAGAUUAUGUGGAGAAUGAUGCUAACAUAUAUGUACUCUGGAAAUGACAAAAACGAGGACUUUCUGAAUGCCUGAGAGUGGGUAAGGGUUAAUAUGUAAAUUUGUUGGUAAAUGGGGCCCAGUGUUGAAGUUUACUUGUAAUAACUAACAUUUACACAUUUUGUUGAACAUAUUCAAAUCACCAUACAAUGGAAAAUGUAAUUUUGAAAUGGAAUCAUGUUUUUCUCCUAUCUGUGCAAUCUAAUUUUUGUGUGGUAUUUCCUGAAUAAUAAGGUACAGUUUUACUCAGUUUCAGUCUUGUAAAAUCAAAUAAAGUAUCUUGGUAUUGUGAAAUGCCAUGUCGGCCUGAUUCUUGUGAAUCGAGUUGUGGCAUACUGUUCGGACGAUCACAAUGCAAGGCGACACAAACACACAGUUACAGUUGCAAGCUUCAGCAGUGUCGAUUUUCAGACAACUCUUCGGGUAGCUAGAAAUCCAGUCAGUGAAUUACAAGUUGGAUAAGAUUAUUCUCUCCCCCCAAUCAUCAGGCCGUUGGUACUGCACUGAUGCAGCCUCCUCUACUUCAUCCUUCCAUGUCCGACACCACUGACAGGCCUUUCUCGUAUCCCCCGUCGUCUGUCCCAUGCAAUGUACACACCUGUUUUUCCAUUCGUUUUCAAUGUCCUACCCAAAAACAUGUUUCCAGCCUCACGUGCAGCACGCUAUCUUUCUAUUGGUUACUGGUGACCCAGGGUCACGCAACUUUCAGUGCCCCAGAUACAGUGUGCCAUAUUUAGCUUGUAAACUUCUACAACACAUGUGUACGCCAUAUAAUGGUCGUCAUGCGAAGCCAUUUCCCUACACCAUCAAGGUGCAUGGAAUGAACAUCAGAAUAUGUGACCUCAAGCAGUUUUUUAUAUGUAUGUUUUUCCAACCUGCCACAAAACAUGCAAGGGUCAGAGACUACACAUAGUUUACAAAGUACUGAAAAUCUUUUCACACAUGAAUCAAAAUACAUGUACUGCACCCACAGAUCGUGUUCGUAGAUUGCCACACAUUAUACUCCAACAUGACUACACCACAAGCCAACUCGUUACUGAAAUGCACCUGCUUACAGACAACAGGAAAGCUUUUUUUUUCAUCAAGAGGAAGUGGGAUGUAAUUAACAUGUUGAUUAGUAACAAAUUUAAAACAAUGUGUAUCUACUUGGCAUUUUUUCGUUACAAAUCUUUAGAAUCUGUUGGUGAGAUUUAUCCCUUGUCAUAGAGUAUGGAAAUCUAGCCUCUCUUGUUGAUCCACUGAGCUUUCCAUUUCUCUUGGCUUUCCCUUGGGAAAAUAAAAUGGUCAACAGAUCACUGAUGGAGGCUAUACUGUACCCAACCCAGAGAUAAAUUUUUUUCUGUGUUUUAUUUUCUUGAGGCAGAUUUGCUCAAUGGAUCACUGAGGAAUUUAGUUUCCAGUGGUUGUGUCUUGUGACCAUGAGCAGACCGUUCCAAGACCAACAUGAGACCUCCAGUCUGACAUCAAGUCAUAAGCUAUUCCAAUAAACUGCAACAAAAGUGUUCCUUUUCCACUGUUCAACCUGUUACUUGUGACUGGUUUGUGACUGACCAUGUGACUCACCCAAUCUGACUACAUACAUGUAUAUCCACCACUGUUAACUAACACUUUUACAAAGAAUUGCCCCUGUUAAGGACAGGCCGACAUGUAUUAUGGUAUUACCUGAAUUAUGUAAAAGCUUCAGCAUCAUUAUGUGGGACCGUGGGCACAAAACAGAAAAACAGAAGUUUGGUCAAGUUGGUUUUUGUAGCGUAGUGGGUUAGGAUAGGAUGAGUAUUGUGAAUGUUCUUGGUUCAAAUCCCUGAGGGCAUUUAAACAAAAAAAAUUCAGGUUCUUUCAUGUCGGAGAAGAUUGAUUUUAAAAGUUUUAUUAUACAUGUAUAUAUUGCCCAAAAUGUAGCCCUGGAGGUAGGACAAAAGCUCACUUCAAUGAGUUCUCGAUCAGGUACACCACCUGGGUCCUUUUCCAAAUGGGAUUAUUUCUGUGUAAACUUCAUUUGAUAUUAACAGCAAUGGAUAAUAAGACUGGCUGCAUGACAGGUCUUAUGAUGAGAACAACUAUAAUGUUACUAGUUUCAGUGUGCCACUCAAAGGGAAUAUCAGUGCCAUGUACACGUACAUGUAUAUGCGAUAGCUUAUAUACAUGAAUCAGUUGUUCUCUUGAUGAAAAUGAAAUCCCCAGCAGAUCUCCUUGGGAAGCUUGUUUUACUUAAAUUUCAUGAAAUAAAGUGGGUUUUUUUCUGAGACACAGCGCUCAGUGGAUCGAUGAGAGAAUUUAGUUUCACUAAGGCACUUGAAGCAGGCAGUAUAUUUUUUCUUAGGACAUGCACAUAUUUUAGUACAUGUCUAUGAACUACUUGUUCACUUGAUACUGUUGCAUUCAAUCUACUUAAUCUCCCACGGUCCACCUGAUACUUAAAGUACAUGUACCAGGGGGUCAGCCAGAGGCUUCAUCCAUUUUCCUUCGUCAACGUGAUGUGUGUCCCCCAACACGUUUUGCUAGCCAACACUAAAACUUGUGCCAGGAGACGAUGUCGAGAAAGUGGGCUCGUCUUUAGCCCACACACAGCCGAACUCUCUUUUGAUGGUUGUGAGCCACCCCUAAACUCACUAGCUCAGUGCACUUUAGGUGGAUUGACUUUUGUAAUUUUUUUUGUAUUUAUUAAAAUGGUAACUAAAUUUUUAGUUGUUAACAAGUCAGUCUGACCUCAUUUUCUUUAUUUCUGUAGUGCCCUUGUUCAGUUAUUUUUUUUUUGGAUUUGGCACACGUAACAAUAUCACUACUUGCCCAAAAAAACUGAACUAGAAUUUUUACUGAAACACAGCUAGAUACAGUAUCAUCAAAUGUCAGUAAAAUGUGGCAAUUUCAGUUGCAACAGGAAUGGAUUGCUUAAGUUAUGAAACUGUAAUUUGCAUGAUUAGGUAUGGUGGAAUGUCAAAAGGAUGAGUUGUCACAAAAUAUAUAAUGUAUCAAGGGUGAUAUUCACCUUUUACCAGUUUCCAAACAAUCCGUGCAAGAAGCCAAAUGGUAUUGUAAAGUGGAAGGGGAUUUCGUUUUAAAGGAUAUCUUUUGUGCCAGCUUUUUUUUUCAAACCUUAACUCUCACUGAGUUAAAACAUGUAAUUUCUCUCAGUUGAUAGCAGAAUUUCCAGCCAACCACAGUUGUCCUUGAGAGAGAACUCAUAAAUUUGGUAGAAGGGUACACAUAUUUUCACUUUUGUGAGAUUUAGCCUGUGUCUCAGACUGCAAGCAUUUCCAAACUCAUUAUUGAAACUACUUCUGAAGUUUAUAUCAGAUCAGGUAGAUAGAGUCGGGUUCAAAAUCUAUAGCAUGCGAAUACAAAAGCGGAACUAGCAAAAUAAACAACUAACAAAACAAACCU